AUGGGCAGACCUGGGGGCAUCAGCGUGGAAACCACCGCCCUGCCGGGGGCAGGGAGGCACCGGGCGGCCCCUGCCUGCCUCUGCCUCGCACACCCCAAGGCCAUCUCUCUUCCCGGGGAUGGACGGCUGGACCGACGGGGGCGGCAACUGAGGUUGGAGCUGCAGGACCCUCCCUGCUCAGCAGGUUUUCACACGCCCUUCCUGCAGGAGUGGGUGCGGGCUGGAACCGUCUGGAAGAGCGCUCCGGGGACAGGCACGGCUCAGGCAUUCGGGGAAAUUGAAGUCUACCGCGCGGUGGCCGCGCCCCAGUGCAGACAUCACCGCUCGCUGGCCCGGGCCAGCACCCCCACCCAUCCCCUGGGCACCCGAAGCCAAGCCCCUCGAGGGCCGCCACCGUUCCCGCCAGUCCCGCCUCGGCUCAGGGCGGCCCCAGCGGGCCUUCAGAACGGUCCCCACCCCGGCCUCCCCCGGGGCGGGCCCCCGAGGCCGGUUCCCGCCACCAGCGCCCACCGGACGCGCCCGCUCUCGGCCGGCGCUCAGCUCCGUUCCUCGCCGCGCCCUAGGCGCUCGGACGCCGUCCGCUCACCCAGCCUCCCCGGGACGCCGGGACGCUUAGGCGCUCCGCCGGUGGAAGUCCCGGCCCGCGGGGGCCGCCCGCCCCGCUCCGGCCGGCCUCUGCGCCCCCCGAGGGCUCGGCGAGGGCCCGGAGCCCGGGCGCACCGCGCCGCCCCCGCCCCUGCCGCCGGGGUCGCGCGCUCUAGCCCCUUCUCCUCGCCGCCUGCCCUGCGCGCCUUCCGGUCCAGCCCGGGGACGGUCCGGAGGAGUCCGCGCAGCGCCCCCGACCGCGCUGGGGAGCCGGCGGCGCGCCCCAGCCGCCCCCGCGCCCGCCGUUCCCGCCGCCGGCGGGGCGCGGACCCCAGCCCUCGAACCGGCUGUCGGAGCGGCGGGAAGAGACACAACGGCCGCGCGCCUGAAGGAGAGGGCCUGCGCCGCCCGCGCUCCCGGCCCGAUGACCCUGGCCGCCCACCUGCGACCCCAGACCCGGGGCCCCCACUGACCUGCUGCUCGAGAGCCGGCGCCCGCGGUCUCGGCGUCGCUGGGGCUCCGACUCCGCCCGCGGGCGCCCCCCGCCGGCGACUUCCAGCCCCACGCGGUCCGCGCCCCGCCCCGCCGCCCGCCCGCCCGCCCCGCCGUGCGCGGAGCCUGGGGUGCCUCGUGCGGCGGCUCGUGCCCCCCGCGCGCCCUCCACGCUCCCGGCUCCCGCGUCCGCUCAGGCCACCUGCCUCGUCCCCUCCGACGAUUCUCUCGGCCCGGGGCGCAGGCCCGCACUCGCUCCCCUCCUGCGCGAAGCCCCGGGGCGCGCCAGCCCCCGGUCACCGUGUCGCCAACGGGAAGUGCCCUGUGCCUGGUGUCCUCGGCCCUUUCCACGGCGCCCGCUCCGGAAGGAGAAAGCUUAGCCUCAAACCAGGGUCCUGGGGCUGGUCCCCAGCCUUGCCCCGCUUCCCGAGUCUGGCCGGCAGUGCGCUGGUCCAAGAUUGGCCUCUAAGAAGCCGCCCCCAUUCCAGUGACCCCUCUGAGCCCUCCCCAGAUCCAGGGUUGUGUGAUUCCGAAUGGGAACGCCCCACGUCCAUCCGUCUCCAGCUCAGCCACUCAAGGGGACCCCCCUUCCACCCUGACUCUGGACAGACACGGGGCCACCCAAGUUCUGAGCACAGCAGGACAAGCCGCUCUGAGGCCGGGGUGUCGCUGCCAAACGUUCGCAGGAACCCCAGGUGGCCCCCUCCCCGGGCACAGGAGGGGUGCUGGGAAGCAGGAUGGGACCCUGAGACCUCGCGGGGAGAGGCGCGGGAGCGCGUCCCCGUGACCCCGCCCCCGGCUCAGCCCCCCGCCCCACCCCCAGCCCCGCCCUGGUCCAGCUCAGCUGGCUCCCUCUCCCCCGCCCAUGCACUCACCUCCCCUGCUGGCUUUGGGGGGCCCCUUGCCUCACCUGUAGAGUGUGGCCCGGCCCCAGCCAGUGCCCAGGGGCUGAAGCCAGCCCCGUGGGCCAGAGGGCCAAAGCCCUCGGAUUUCACCCGCGGGGCCCAGAGGGAAGCCCUUCCUCUGCGUGAUGGGGGUGGGGUGCCCAGCAGGCCCCUCGUGGGCCGUGGCAUUCCUGCCCAGCCCCGCGCCAGCCUGUGGAAGCUGUGGGCACCCACCCUUCCUUCCGUCCGGGCCCAGCUGCUCAGGCCAGGCGGGGUCCAGCUGGGCUCCCCCCCCAGCCCACUCCCACAGGCUGUGUCCCCGUCCAGGAUGCACCUGCGUAGCCUCUGGCCCCCAGCUGGGCCGGCUCUGGGGCCGCACCAGGAGCGGAAGGCCAGACAUGGGGUGAAGCACCCCAAGGGUGCUGUGGCCAGGGUCCCAAGAGCUGCCAGGCCGCCCCGAGUGCCCGCCAAGUCCUCCCCUGCGAGGGGGAGGCUCUGGAAAUGUGGAGGCGGGGGCAUCGCGGGGCUGCAGCUCAGGCUCCCAGGCCCUGAACAGACACGGGAGGCGGCUGCAGGCCCCGGCCCCGGCCCCGGCCAGGCCCAACCCAGGAGCCGAGGCUCCAGACCUCAUGGUGGCUCCCUCCUUGGAACCCCGACCACCCUGGAUACAGACGACGCAGACGCCGCCAUCCGGGGGCCCCAGUGCCCUGGGCCCUGGGCCUGGCACAGCCCGCAGGCAGAGCCCCCCACACUGCCCCCACAGCCCCCCAGUUCCUGGCACUUCCUCCGCACCCCAAGCGGGGGAGGUCUCGGAGCCAGGAAGCCUGGAGCCCCGUCCUGA
Molecule: messenger RNA, 2802 nt
Organism: Cervus elaphus (red deer)
Lineage: Eukaryota; Metazoa; Chordata; Mammalia; Artiodactyla; Cervidae
Product: basic proline-rich protein-like
Exons: 7
Coding region: 1-2802 (933 amino acids)
Source: RefSeq, a predicted model, not a curated record